GCCACUGUGCCCCUUGUUUUAUCUGUGGAUAUUUAGUAUGAUUGAUUUUCUCGAUUCGGCCCGGGGGCCAGCUGUUUGCUGCACCGACUGCAUUGCGCCUGCCUGAACUGAAUGCACUUGUAAAAAAAAAACUAUCCAAGACCUAGCCCAGAUUUAAAUCUAUCCAGUCCGCCCUCAGCCGUCGCCAUGGCCUCUGUCGAUAUGAGAGUAUACGACGAAAUCGAAGCUCUUGAAGCUAUUCUGAUCGAAGACCUUGCUGUAAAGCAUGAUGAUGGGGUACCAAUUAUUGAGACCGUGGUACAUCCAUCGACUGGGGAUCAAAUCGAUCUGCAGUAUGUAUGCGUUACGCUGGUGGUCAAGUUAACCCCAGAUUACCCUGAAAGUAGCCCCGAGGUGUUCCUAAAGAACUCAAGAGGUCUGGAUGAUUCGUUGUUAUCCGAUAUCGAUUUGAAAAUUAAGGAGAAACUGGAUAGACAUGUCGGAAAUCCGAUUGUGUUCGAAUUGAUUGAGAUUGUCCGUGAAUAUCUCACUAAAUGGAACUUACCAAGUGGUCAGUGUGUCAUUUGUCUUCAUGGCUUUGUCAAGGGCGACGUCUUUAUAAAGACGCCUUGCUACCAUCAUUUCCACAGCAACUGCUUGGCUAAGCAUUUGAUUAACAGCGAGAAGUACUAUAUGGAGGAGUAUGAAAAGCUGCCCAACUGGCAGAGGGCUCAAUCGCUACCAUACCAGCAAACAUGCCCGGUUUGCCGCUGCGCAAUAUCAUUCGACGUGAAGACCCUGGAGGAAGCUCCUCCACCAAUUGAAUCCAUAAACGCUCCACCAUUUCGCUUGACUGCUGAGUUAAAGGCUCUGCAGGCGCGCAUGUCGGCGAUGUUGGCGCGGCAGGUGGAGCGCGGCGGAGUGGUGGGCUCCGGGGACGACGGGCCGCCGCUGCUGACCAUCUCUACUGCCGCAGACAACGAGGAGCCGAGGAGCUCUACCAGCGGUGCUCAGCGAGAGACGAAUAGUGACCGCGUCGUGCCCAGCACCUCCACUGAUAACACGCCUGAUCAGCCCUACCGUGGGCCAUACCGCGGGUUCAACCGGCGCGCCAAGCCGGGCCGGCGCGGCCGCGGCGCUGCGCGGUGACCCGCCUACCGCGCACGCGCCCCGCCCGCCGCCUAGCGCUCCACUCCGCACCUUGACGAACCGGCUCUAUCCGCUUUUCGACGGUCACCGAUCUACCUCCCCGACACUCCCCGCCGCGCUCUCGGUGCGCCUUCGCCGACGCUCGCCCGUCUCCGGCCUCGGGUGGACCGUUCGGCGGCCCGCGACCGAGAUCCGCACGACCGCCCGGGAAACUAUCGGGCCGCGUCCGAAUCUAUAAUCGAUUUUCGCUAUCGGGUUAUUGUUUAUCAAAAUCGGAUUCGUACUCUAGCAGAUGUUCGUAUUUCGAAUUGUGGCGGAAUUCGGAUGUUUACUUUUACUGUAUGUGUGGUAGUUCGAUGUCGGACCGGCUGCGGUCUGCGCGAGACAAAAACUAUAACGGAAGGAAAAGAAUCGAUAAUAUCCGACCGAGUUUUGGACGUGUGCCUAUUUUAUAUAGACUCGAAGAAAAGCUUUAAAAAUAAACAACCGAAAUUCCUGAAUUCAAUAAAUAAUUUUCCGAUGGCGAAUCCUAGAUUUGUGGCAUCGAAAUUAAUAUAUUUAUAUGUGUCAGAAUUUUUUAUAUACACAGGGUCCUAUAUUUUGUUGACCGACCAAAGUCGGGUUUUAUAUUCGAGACUGACGAUUUACCCUAGUUCACUAAAAGCACUUAAUUUAUUUACAAAACGUAUUAUCUACCAUGUGAGCUACAUUCGAUUGAGCUGCAUAUUCCUCAUAAGUAAGCAACGAAUUUAUUUGCUAAUUACAAGUACACUAGGAGCUUUUUUGCAUAAACAUAAAAAAAUAGUAUAAAAUUUAUGAGUCGAAAAUUUGUUUCAUCAAAUUAAACCGCCAGAAUUUUCUAUUCUGUAAAAACAAUUCGAAACUCACCGCAAGUACACGAUCCUGAAAUGUUGGAAA
Messenger RNA from Vanessa tameamea, 2046 nucleotides. Its product is annotated as E3 ubiquitin-protein ligase RNF25. Lineage: Eukaryota; Metazoa; Arthropoda; Insecta; Lepidoptera; Nymphalidae. The transcript has 7 exons. Gene Ontology annotation, molecular function: protein binding; ubiquitin protein ligase activity. Gene Ontology annotation, biological process: protein ubiquitination. The record is from RefSeq and is a predicted model, not a curated record. Gene Ontology annotation, cellular component: nucleus. The coding region runs from base 187 to 1128 and encodes 313 amino acids.